Messenger RNA from Entamoeba invadens IP1, 882 nucleotides. RefSeq lists its product as hypothetical. Gene Ontology annotation, biological process: lipid storage. Bases 1 to 882 code for a protein of 293 amino acids. The record is from RefSeq and is a predicted model, not a curated record. NCBI's taxonomy places the organism in Eukaryota, Evosea, Mastigamoebida, Endamoebidae. Gene Ontology annotation, molecular function: lipase activity. Gene Ontology annotation, cellular component: lipid droplet. The transcript has a single exon.
AUGUCGUUUGAGAAGAAAGUGGUGAGUGGACAGCCAUGUUUAGUCAAAGGGAAUAUAAUGAAUUCGCCAAUUGCUUAUGUUAUAGUACCUGGCAACCCGUCGAUACUUGAGUUGUAUGAAGACUUUGCGAAUCAGAUGAUUAAACGAUAUCCAAGUCCUGUUAUUAUAUCGUCAUUACAGAAGACGGCGGGAUAUACAAUUACAUUAUCAGAAACUGUCGAAUUGAAGAAACGCUUUUUCGAGGACUUAUUUGCGACAUAUCCCAACACGAAGUUCAUAAUUUUUGCGCACUCCAUUGGGAAUUACAUCUCACUCAACGCAUUGAAACAACUUCCAUCUUCUCUGUGUAAAGAGAAAAUUAUUGGAUUCUACUCCCUUUUCCCAGCACUCAAAAAUAUGUACCCCACAUUCACUACAUUAUAUCGAGUUCUGACGUGGUCCUAUCUCUUCAUUUACUUGUUGGCUUGUUUGACACAUUUGAUGAAAGUUGUUCCUCUUUCUGUCGUUAUGUUUGUGUUUAAUAUCUUCUCUGAUGUUCCACAUCAAUACAUCAAAGCUAUUAAAGAUGGAUUAACUCCAGAAAUCACUGGACAAAUGUUAUCACUCUGCAAAGAGGAAGGUGUACACAUCAAAGAGUAUCAACAAGACUUCAUCGACUUUAUUCAAAGUAUGAAGGACCAAAUGCACUUCGUCUAUGGAAAACAUGACGUGUAUGGCGAUGAAACUGUCGCAAAUGAAAUGAUGACAAUCUGCCAGGACGCAUCAUUCGUCGUGACUAAUACUUUACACGCUUUUGUCCUUGGAUAUGUCGAAGAUAUAGUCGAUAUCGUUGCUCCACUCGUUAGAAACAAUUUCAGACAACUUAAAUUGAUUGAGGAAUAA